Messenger RNA from Galdieria sulphuraria, 4818 nucleotides. RefSeq names its product ABC transporter, ATP-binding protein. Lineage: Eukaryota; Rhodophyta; Bangiophyceae; Galdieriales; Galdieriaceae. The coding region runs from base 7 to 4680 and encodes 1557 amino acids. The record is from RefSeq and is a predicted model, not a curated record. Gene Ontology annotation, molecular function: ATP hydrolysis activity; ABC-type transporter activity; ATP binding. Gene Ontology annotation, cellular component: membrane. The transcript has 22 exons.
CUGCUGAUGGAGUUGGAAAAUACCAACCAGGUAUAUUCCACAAAUAACGAAAGUGAAACAAGACUUGACGGCAGAAAAGUGAACUCUACUUAUGGUAAAGAGGGAAGUUCCUCAGCUAACGGAAGCCUUCCCAUGCAAAAGGACUACUUUGGAAUACUCGAGGAUUUAGAAGAAAAGUUUGAAAAAGAAGAUUUUUACGUGGAGGAGAUGAAAAAAGGAAGAGACUGGAAAUAUUUCCAAGUAUUGAAACCAAAGGUAUACGAGUUGAAGGCAAAGCUUAUAGAGGAGUCACUUGGAGAGUGGUACAAAGAACCACGUUUUGAUGUGGAUAGCCCAAAUUUUGAUAGGGACGAAUAUGCAGAGUUGAUACAAGCAAUUUAUGAGACCAUGGGUUUUCACGAAAGAAGUUUUGGCGUUUCUUUUCAUAACUUGAGCGUACAGGUCCCAGUUUCAGAUGCACCAGCAAUACCAACAGUUUGGACUAGCGCCGUAGCAACUUUGAAGAACCUUUUGAGAUUAGUUCGUGCACCAUUCAAACCUAUUGAGAGAAGUUUAUUGAAAAAAGAAGAACCAGUCGCAGAAAUUCUUUCAAAUAUUUCUGGCUAUGUGCUUCCUGGCGAAAUGUUAUUGGUGUUAGGUCCUCCCGGUUCUGGUUCUUCAACGUUAUUGAACGUAUUAGCCAACGAUGCUCCUAAAAGCUUCAAAGUCACAGGAAAGGUUUCUUAUGGAGGUAUUGGGGCACAUAAGAAACUCCACCAUGUAGUUCGUCAUGUUGGUCAAGACGAUAUUCAUUUACCUACCCUGAGCGUCUGGCAUACGUUUAAGUUCGCAGCCGACUGUUCCAUACCAGACUUUUUUCCGUUUGCAAAGCGCAUCCGAUACGACAGGAUUCGCUUGGUUGCAAGGGGACUUGGUUUGGAACGUGUGUUGAAGACUAGAGUUGGUGGUCCUCGUGUUCGUGGAGUUUCAGGUGGUGAGAAAAAGAGAGUUACAAUUGGUGAAAUGCUUGUUGGAAGUCGUGCUCAAUUAUUUGUCUUUGAUCAAUUUACAAAAGGAUUAGAUAGUGCUGUUAGUCUUGAUAUUGUUCGCAGUAUGAGAAGGUCGGUAGAUAGAGACAAGAGAGUAUUUAUUGUUAGUAUGCAACAGCCUUCAGAGGAUAUAUAUUGGUUGUUUGAUAGAGUCCUCGUAAUUGAUCAAGGGAAACAACUUUUCUUUGGACGCGUUUCUGAAGCAGUGCCUUAUUUUGAGUCUAUUGGAAUCAGGAAGCCACUGAGAAGAUCUAUUCCCGAGUUUCUUUGCUCUGUUUCCGAUCCUAAACAUACUUUGGUUUGUCCUGGCUUUGAAGAAACGGCUCCCAUAAAUGUGGCUUCAUUUGAGGAGAAAUAUCGCAAUUCAAUAUACCAUGAGAAGGUUCUUGCAGCAUUAAGCAACGGUUAUGCGGAACGAGAUAUUUCUCGAAGGCGACCACUUGCAAGUGAGAUAUCCCACUUGCUUGAAAGACGAGUUUUACAACCCUUUCAUGUACAAUUGAAGCUAUGUGUUUUGCGUCAGUUUCGAAUGGAUCUGAACAACAGAGGAACACUAAUGUUUCGUUUUUGUCGUUACAUUUUCAUGGGUCUUGUUCUCGGAGCUUUAUUUUUUAAGGAACCCAGAGAUAAACAAGGCAGUUUAGCUGUAGUUGGGGCAUUGUUUAUCUCGCUUAUACAAAUGGGUCUUGGUUCUAUUAGUACUUUGCCAAACAUUUUUGAACAAAGAGCAGUCUUGUAUAAACAAACUUCUGCCAACUUCAUUGUGGCGCAACCUUUCUUUAUCGCUCAAAUGUUGGAGGAAGCUCCUGUUUAUUUUCUUGAAGUUGCUUUCUAUUCCAGCUCACUUUAUUGGAUGGCUGGUCUCAAUCCGUUGAAUAAUGGUCAAAGAUUUCUUUUUUUCAUUUUCAUUUACUGGAUCCUCGAUUUGGUGAUGAGUGCUCAGACUCGACUUAUUGCAGUUGGAACACCUGCGGUAGAAGUGGCAACGGCCAUAUCUCCAGCAGUAGUGAUAGCAAACAUUGUUUUUGCUGGAUUUAUAUUACCUAGAGGAAGUAUUCCUCCUUGGUGGAUUUGGCUUUAUUAUCUGUCUCCUUUUCAUUAUACUUUUGUAUCUUCAAUGAUAAACCAGUUUGAUGGACUGCGGCUUUUCUGCACUACAUCAGAAUUGGAACCAACUGUUUCGUACAUUCCAAACGCUUUCAAGACCUGUCCAGUGAGUACGGGUGCAGAGUAUAUUCAACGUCAGUUUCAGAUCAAUCAUCCUUAUGGUUGGAAAUUUUACAAUGUACUGAUUUUGGUUGGAUUUUACACUCUUUACUCGAUAUUGGGUAUCUUAUGUGUAACAUUCUUAAAGUUUAGCCCACGAAAAGGUGGAAAGAGAGCUGUCACGAAGAAACGUUCGUCUACAGAGGUGAACAGAGAGUUGGAUGAAGAAUUGCGCAUAUUUCGUGAAAGACAUGAAAGUACCAUAAAUAUAGAGGAAGUUUCCCAAAGUAUCUAUUUUGUAACGGAGAAUGGAAAUGAUCAUCAACCAAGGAGAGGAGACAGCAAAACUCUAAAUGGCUCCAACUCCUUUUCAAAGGAUCGUGACGAAGGUUCGUUUUCAGGAACAGAUGUUCUGCAAUCAGAUGAACAUUUGAGUUUGAAGGAGAUAUAUUUUACCUGGAAGCAUCUUUAUUAUAUUAUACCAAAAGAGUCUCAGAAGACAGGACUCAAGCAGCGUCUUUUGUCAAAGAAGAAAGAUUUUGCAGAGAACGAUCUUGUCCUUCUAAAUGAUGUGACAGGUUAUGCUGUACCUGGUCGAUUGGUUGCUCUUAUGGGCUCUUCUGGUGCUGGGAAGACCACAUUAUUGGAUGUUUUAGCUCGGAGAAAGACUUUUGGAAAAAUUUUGGGCUCUGUAGAGUUGAACAGAGAGCCUGUACAUAUUUCUUUUCGUCGCAUCAAUGGUUAUGUGGAACAAGAAGAUAUACAUGUGCCACAGCCAACUAUUCGAGAAGCUAUUACUUUUUCCGCUAUGUUACGUUUACCAUCGGAAGUUUCCAGGGAAAGGAAAAUUCUCGCAGUUGAGCGUAUUUUAGAUCUUUUGGAACUUCGAGACGUUGAACAUCGUAUGGUUGGAUUUGGGUUGCCACCGGAAACCAAGAAGCGAGUUACUAUUGGUGUUGAACUGGUGGUGAAUCCUUUGGUUUUAUUUUUAGAUGAGCCUACUUCUGGUUUAGAUGCCAGAGCUGCCCUAAUUGUAAUGCGUGCCAUAAGAAGGAUCGCACAUGCAGGACAUACAGUUGUCUGUACGAUUCACCAACCUUCAACAGAAAUAUUUGAAAUGUUUGACGAUUUAUUACUUUUGCAACGUGGUGGCCACGUCGUUUAUUUUGGUCCCCUUGGUGUUCAUUCCAAAGUUAUGAUGGAUUACUUUAUUCGUAAUGGAGCAGCGCCCAUCCAACAAGGACGAAAUCCUGCUGACUGGAUGUUAGAAGUUGUUGGUGCGGGUAUCUCAAACUCGCAGACCACUGACUGGGCUUCUGUUUGGAAGAAUUCUCGAGAAUAUAGGCGAGUUUUGGCUGAAUUGGGUGAAAUCGACAGUACUUCACAGUUUGAGGAGGAAGAAAGACAGAGUCUAGAAAACAUUACUCCUAUUGUUCCUGAUAAUGUUCACAAGGUCACUUUUCGAAGCUCUGUUGCUUCAACAUUCAGAGACCAAGUAGUUGAAGUGACAAAACGAAUUUUUAUUUGUUACUGGCGUUUUCCAUCAUACAACUGGACAAGAUUUGUUAUUGCUGUUGUUAUGUCGCUGCUGGUGGGAAGCGCUUUUUACAAGUUUCCACAUGACCAACAAGGUGCCCGAAAUAGUAUUGCAGUUCUUUAUAUGGGUGCGAUGUAUGGUGUUAUGCAGCAGACUUCUUCCAUUAAUCCUAUGUUUCAGAUGCGAGAUGCAUUCUAUCGCGAAGUUGCUGCAGGGACAUACUAUCCUAUCGUUUACUGGAUUGCUAUUGGAUUAGUUGAAAUGCCAUUUUCAUUGGUGCCAGGAACCGUCUAUGUUCUCAUUUUGUAUUUCUUAGCAGGUUUUCCAGCAUCCAAAUUUGGAUUUUUCUACUUCAAUUUCUUUAUCUUUAUGUGGUCUGCAAUAUCUUUAGGGCAAACUGUCGCAACAUUUUCCCCUAAUCCAAUGGUUGCAUAUAUGCUGAACCCAGUAUUGAACUCACUUCAGUCGGCCCUUGCAGGGUUCGUUAUUCCGGAACCUUCUAUACCAGUUUAUUUUAAGUGGUUAUAUUGGAUUGACCCCUAUCGUUAUCUGCUUGAAGCUAUAUCAACAAACACGAUCGAAAAUUUUUCCUAUUAUUGUACUUCAUCGGAGUAUCGUUAUUUUACAAAGCCACCAAGUUGGCCUAGUUGUGAGAUCAACUCGAAUAAUCAGUCAACUCCUUAUGUGAAUGCUCCAGUUGGGUUAUGUUCGGCGGUUACUGUAAAUAACCAUACCUAUGAUAGUUGUUGCAGAUACUGUCCAAUCAACAGUGGUUCGCAAGUAUUAAGCGAAUUCGGACUUCAAUAUUGGCGAAGAUGGGAUGACUUAGGCGCUCUUGUCGGUUUCUGGUGGGUUUUCCGUUUUGCAACACUCUUUGGUCUCCAGUUUAUCCGAUGGGUCCAGCGUUGAGCCGUUUUUCCAGCGUGACUAGGCAUCUCAUGUAGAUGAGCAUCUUUAGGAAAUUUGUAUUCGUUUACAGUGAAUUUCAAUUUUCUCAAGAAAUAAUAAACGCAAAUAUGUGGCUUCCAUAAAUAGAAUAUUCACUUU